Messenger RNA from Gossypium arboreum, 4330 nucleotides. RefSeq lists its product as uncharacterized. The transcript has 3 exons. NCBI's taxonomy places the organism in Eukaryota, Viridiplantae, Streptophyta, Magnoliopsida, Malvales, Malvaceae. The record is from RefSeq and is a predicted model, not a curated record. The coding region runs from base 485 to 3964 and encodes 1159 amino acids.
AUUGCUUAACACAGUAUUUCGUAAAAACAAAGUGCCAAAAAUAAAAGAAGAAAUUUUAUUUUAGGAGCAGUCUCUCCCGAAAGAAAUUCAAGGGUCUUCUUUUCUCAUCAACUUUCUCUCCUAAUGCAAAAAUGUUUUCCCUCUUUUUCUUUUUUUUUUCCCUCUCACUCUAAACAGCCACUAGUUCUACAGUCUGCUCCAAGUACUUGAAGAAUUUGCCUCACAUUUUCUAUUCCUUUUCAAUUGCUUUAAACUUUGAAUUAUUAGCUUCUGCAAACAUUGGGGUUUUACUUGAGUUUGGCCGCUAGGAACUGUUUGAUGGUGGGUGGUUCUUGCUUCUCGUUUAAAAUUGGCUGUGCUGACUGCUGGGUCAAGAAGAUCUUUCGGUGAUUGUUGCUAUAAUGGUUGAAGAUUUUGGAUGAUAGUGAACAACUGAUAAAUAGGAUAAGAGAUCUGAGUGUUUAAUCUUGAAAUUCUGUCAACCAUGGAGUGUAACAAAGAGGAGGCCAUCAGAGCUAAGGGAAUUGCUGAACAGAAGAUGCAAAAUGGCGAUAUUGAGGGUGCAAAGAAGUUUGCAUUGAAGGCCCAGAAAUUGUUCCCUGAGCUUGAGAACAUAACACAAUUGUUAGCUGUAUGUAAUGUUCAUUAUUGUGCAAAACACAACCUAUAUGGGUCAGAAAAGGAUUGGUAUGGGAUUCUUCAGAUUGAACAGUCAGCUGAUGAGAGUUUAAUAAAGAAGCAGUUCAGAAAACUCGCAUUAUUGCUUCAUCCGGACAAGAAUAAAUUUCAUGGUGCUGAGGCUGCUUUUAAGUUGAUUGGGGAAGCAAACAGGGUACUUACAGACCAAACAUCACGUUCUCAAUAUGAUUUGAAGUGCAGAGUCUCAGCAAAAACUGUACCAAAGCCAACUUCUCACCCAACAAGUAGGGCCUCCUCUGUCAAUAGUCAGUCUGAGUUUGCAAGCAAUUACAGAAAUGGUUCUUCAAAGUUCACAGCUUCGAAUUCCUUUCAGCAGGCACACCAUCUAACAUUUUGGACUCUCUGCAGUGCUUGUGGUUUCAAAUUCCUGUGUAACAAAGAUUUUGUGAACAGAAUUUUACAUUGUCUUUCAUGUCGAUCUUCCUUCAUUGCUCAUGACUUGGGUCCUCAAGGAUACUCUUGGAGCCACUUCUCCAAUCUGAAAGAGGUUCGAAAUGAGGGUCCUUGUAAAGCAUCUUCGCAACACAAUAGCGGCAAGCCUUUUGGUGUCCACUUUCCGCAUAAAUUUGCAGGGUCUGCUCCUAGUCCAAAGGCAGGAAGCUCUCAGGCUGGUGAUUCUAAGAAACAAGAGAAAGUAGGUGUUAGAGUGCAGCAGACUAAGGAGGGCUUUACAGCUCAGAAAGCAGAUGAGUUUUCAAAUGCGAGGGACAGAAAGAGAGGUAUUGAAAUGCCUAAGCCUAAUUUGCCAAAGCCCAAGAAAUCAGGAACUUCAAAAAAUGCCAAGAAGAGAACAAGGAAAUCAGUAGUGGAGUCUGAUGAAAGUUGUGAGACUGCAAGUGGGAUUAAAGUUGAAAAUGUGGUCAGUCAGGAAGAUUGCAGUAAUAAUGCUGGGGUGAAUUCAAAUGUGAAUGGAGGCCAUCCUUCUAGGAGAUCUUCAAGGCAAAAACAACCUGUUUCUUAUGAGGAGAAGUUGGCAGAUGAUGAUGAUGACCUUGAAAGCCCCUAUAAAAAAUCUAAGGUAACGGCAGCACCCAAUGCUAAUGCAGAAAAGGUGAAUAAUGAGGUAAUGAAAAAGGAAAAUUCUGGUGGCUGUACUGCCCCUGCAGAUGUAUGUAAGAAAGAAGUCAAACAGAAAGCAAGUGCCCCUUCUGAACACACUGUCUCCAACAAGAAAAGAAAAGCUGGAGAGUCGAAGGGGAAGGAAGAGGAAACUGUUGUACUUGAUAGCAAUAAUAUGGUGCACCAGUUUGAUAGUGGUUUUGAGUCAAGUAGAGAAGUGAAUCCAUCUCCUCAGGUCCUUGAAUACCCUGAUCCAGAGUUCAGUGAUUUUGAGAAGCACAAGGCAGAGAACUGUUUUGCUGUUAAUCAAGUAUGGGCUAUAUACGAUACAUUGGAUGGCAUGCCCAGAUUUUAUGCACGGGUGAAGAAGGUGUUUGAUCCUGGCUUCAAGCUACGAAUUACUUGGCUAGAGCCUGACCCAGAGGAGGCAAAUGAGCAGAACUGGGUGGAUCUGGAUCUACCUGUUUCUUGUGGCAAGUACUGCUAUGGGUCUUCAGAAGUAUGCAUAGAUCGUCUAAUGUUCUCUCAUCGAAUUGACCCUAUAAAAUGUUUUGGUAAAUGCUUUUUCUUUGUCUAUCCUCAAAAAGGGGAAACUUGGGCUCUCUUCAAAGACUGGGAUAUUAAAUGGGUUUCAGAGCCAGAAAAGCAUAAACCACCAUACCGGUAUUAUUUUGUCGAGGUUCUAACUGAUUUUGACGAGGAACUUGGCAUUGGGGUUGCGCAUUUGGGUAAAGUGAAAGGAUUUGUCAGUAUUUUCCAACAAAUUGAACGUGAUGGGGUUAUCUCAUUUCAGGUCUCAUCACGGGAGCUAUAUAGGUUUUCGCAUCAAGUUCCCUCAUUCAGAAUGAGUGGCAAGGAAAGAGAGGGUAUUCCUGUGGGAUCUUUUGAGUUGGAUCCUGCUUGUCUUCCUAGCUACCUUUUUGAGUUAGUUGAUUCUGCUGAUAUGAAGCUGGAUGAUCACAACCUAGAUAAUGCAGAAAAUUGUUCUAGCCCUGAUCGUCCUCAUAAUCAAGCAAAAGCUACAAUAGAUUCAGAGAGGAUUCUCACUCCUGUAAGUAUUCAGAAGAGUGACGUUGAAAAAGAAGCCUCUGCAUUCAGAAAGCCUAUGAGAGGAUCAAGUCGUACACUUAAGGAUCAUGGUCAAGUUGAUGCAGUUCAUUAUAAGAACGAGGAUGAUAGUGUCGAAGUUAUACCUGAUUGCAACUUGAGCCAGCUUAAAGGAAGUUCUAUUUCAGGUGAUGCUGUUGAGAAUAUGAGCACCCCAAAAAAGUGUGAGAAAAGUGAUCUCAAUACAGAUUGCUUAAAACCUCAGAGUUCCCCGAGAUAUUUGAGGAGAAAAGGCAGUCAAGUAAAUGCAAGUCAACAUGACACCCAGGAAGAUGGCAAGAACCAUUCAGUUUCCAAUAAAUAUGAAAUGCGUGGCAGUUUUGGUACUACAAAAGGAAGGGAUUCCUUAAGUCCACCUAUCGGUAACAUGCAUUUCCAUGAGAGGGAUGGUAGUGCAGUUGAUGUUACUAAAAGCUCCAGUGUCUCUACACUGUUGUCUCCAGCUCGCAAAACUUCAAAUUUAGAGCGCCAUGAGUUCAAAAGGGAGAAAUCUGAGGACAAAUUUGAGGUUGAUCAAAUAUGGGCAUUAUAUAGUAGGGAUGGAAUGCCGAAGGACUAUGCUCAAGUUAAGAAGAUCGAAUCUACCCCUGAUUUUAGAUUGCAUGUGGCAAUGCUGUCGGUGUGCUCAAGACCCAAAGACUUGAAACUUCCUCUUUGUUGUGGGAUAUUUAAAGUUAAAUCUGGUCAAACCAAGGUUGUCUCCUGUAAUGAUGUCUCUCAUCAAUUAAAAGCUGAGCCCAGUGGGAAGAACAGAUACAAAAUUUACCCUAGAAAGGGGGAGGUUUGGGCAAUUCAUAAGAGCUGGAACACCACAGAUUCAGAAUCUGGCAAGGGUGAAUGUGACAUUGUGGAAGUGUUGGAAGAUAAUGAGAAGAGCAAAAAAGUUAUGGUUCUGUCAUGUUUAAAUAAACCUAAAUCACUUUAUAGGGCUCCAAGAAGUCAAAGAUCUACAGCUAGUGUUGUUGAAAUUCCUGAGACUGAAUUUGCUAGAUUUUCUCAUCAGAUACCUGCUUUCCAGCACACUGGAGAUGAUAGUCGCUGGAGAGGAUAUUGGGAGCUCGAUCCCUUGGCCUUUCCUGGUAUUAUUUGUCUAGACUGAAUCUGAUAUUUCCUCGUCGCAGUGUAACCCAGAGUAUGCUCCGUAUGAGAAAAUGGAAUGAACUGACAGGAAACUCCCCCUUUGGAAAUGAUGCGUGGCCUUAACCGUCAAUCAUUUUGUUCUGGCCAAAAAUGAUGUUCAGGUCUUUUGGAGAGUGAACUAAUUCAAGUAUUUAAGUUUUAGUUGCCAACUUGCAGUGAUGAUGAAUUGAAUUUUUAUAUGAUCUGCAUCAGGGCUUAUCUUGAAGCUUUCUAUUUGGGUAAAAUGAACUGGUUUUUCAUGUUAUUUGCAUAUGCAACUGUUUUUCUGAUAUGAGAGGGAUCUGUUUUUAUUCUAUUUGGCAUUUUUAAUGGUCUUUAGUUGGAA